UUGUUUUUACAGGAAGUAAAGAUGGCGGCUCAGUCGUUUCUCUCAGAGUCUGUCCUCGGAUGGUCAAUUUUCACCAUUAUACUUUUGGUAAUCUUGGCUUUCUGUUGGGUCUACAUUAGGAAGUUUCAGAGUCGGCAAGAGAGUGAAGUUGUUUCAACUAUCACAGCAAUAUGUGCUCUCGCAAUUGCUUUGAUAACAUCUGCGCUUCUACCAGUGGACAUAUUCCUUGUAUCAUUCAUGAAGUAUCCCAACGGUACAUAUAAGGAAUGGGCAGCAAACAAUGAAACAAGAGGGCAAAUUGAAGACACUGUGCUCUAUGGAUAUUACACUCUUUACUCCAUCAUACUAUUCUGUGUCUUCCUAUGGAUCCCUUUUGUUUACUUCUACUAUGAAGAAAAGGAUGACAACAACAUGAGCAAGUGCUCGCAAGUGAAGAAUGCUCUGAAGUACACAGUUGGAUUUGCCAUUGUCUGUGUGGUGCUCCUAUUAAUUGGAGCAUUUGUUCCACUUGAGGCGCCACCUGGUCAGAAUUCCACGCAGUGGGAAAAAGUGCAAUAUCUCUUUGAGGAGCUUGGCAGCAGUCAUGGUCUACCAGCUUUGUCUUUUUCCAUCAGCUCCUUGACCUUGAUUGGCAUGCUGGCAGUGAUCACUUACACGGCAUAUGGCAUGUCUGUUAUGCCUCUGAAUCUGAUAAAAGGCACACGGAGUGUGCAGUAUGAACGCCUGGAGAACACAGAGGACAUUGAAGAUGUUGAGCAUCAGAUUGGAAAGCUAAAAUCCAAGUGUAAAGAUGGACGUCCUUUGUCCUCCAAGGACAGAAACAACCUACAGGAACUAGAGGGCAAACUGCAGGUGCUCCAGCGCCGGGGACGACACCUGGAAAUUGCAGAGAGGAACUGCUGCACUAAAGUUGGCAGUGCUCUCAGACCUUUCAAGAUAAUACUGGGGAUUUUCUUCAUCCUGGUUGCACUGCUGUUCACUAUUACCCUGUUCAUUUCAAAUUUGGAUAAAGCUCUCCACUCUGCUGGCAUCAGCUCUGGGUUCAUCAUCUUUGGCACCAACUUAACGAAUCCUCUAAAUGAACUUCUUUUAGCCUUACAACCCGUUUUUCCUCUGGAUUAUAUCCUGAUCACUGUCAUCACCAUGUACUUUGUCCUCACAUCCAUGGCCGGCAUUCGCAAUAUGGGCAUCUGGUUCUUCUGGAUCAGGCUGUACAAAAUAAGACCCAAGAAAACACGUCCCCAGGCUCUUCUCUUCCUCUGCAUGAUUCUUCUCUUGAUUGUCCUACACACCAGCUACAUGAUCUACAGUCUGGCCCCUCAAUAUGUCAUGUAUGGCAGCCAGAAAUACCUUGUACAGAGUCCGAUACCCUCAACAAGUCCUGCGUCUGGAAAUACUACAGUUGGUACUACAAGAAUAUGUGACGCAGAUGCGCCUGAGGACCAAUGCACUGUGACGAGGACUUACCUUUUCCUCCACAAGUUCUGGUUCUUCAGCACCAUCUACUACUUUGGCAACUGGGCCUUUAUUGGGGCUUUCCUCAUUGGUCUGGUGGUAUCCUGCUGCAGAGGGAAGAAGUCGGUGAUUGAAGGAGAGGUGGAGGCCGAUGACUCAGACCUCAGUGAUGAUGAAUAUGUGCACUAAAAAAAGAAAACUCCCUUCAUUUGUACAUAUUGUAGCCAUAACCUAAAGGGAUUAGAAAGAAAAGUAUUUCAUUUUGAUUUCAUUAACAAAUAAAUGAGUGUCAGAGAUCUGUCCCAAUUUAACUUAUUGGUUUUAAGGAGUUAUUGCAGCGGCGUCUCCUGGAUUGCAGCCUCGUUUUGAGGCAGUGCGUCCCUCCCCUUUAAUGAGACAGCUCAGACUGAUCGUUAUGCCUUCCUCAGUCAAUAUUAUUGAUGUCUUUGGGAUUCUGGGAGUGUCCUCCAACUCAAUCCUACCUUGAGAAUUCAACAGUCUGACAUAAAUUGGUCGUUUUCAGGAGACAGACUUACUGCAGCAGCAAAGACGGGAACAUGCGCUGCUCCAAAACAUAACAUUUAAGCUUUAUUUGGAACAACUUUUAAUUGUAAACUUGUUUCAUUCAGUUUCUAGACCCUUUACGUGAUUAAUUUAUUACAUCUACAGUUGGCUUUAAAACAUCUUUGAAAGAAAAAAAAGUGUACACAUUAGUUUGCUAUUAAAAAAUACAGCAAGUGAUUUUGUUUUUAUUUUGUUUAAGAUUACGCAUAAUUUGAGUGGGUAAGCUUUAUUUCUCCCUCCACAUUCAGUUAUUUACAGUUUCAGGCCAUUUUCUAAUAAAGCCCUUCCUGCACCUGCACACCUGCUCUGUGUACAAAGUCUAAAGGACCAAUUGCAUCUGCAGUGUUUUCAGUGUUUCUGCUGUACAUGGUUUUUAAUUAUAUGGCUUCAGCAGCUGUUUGCACUCUGUGUUGGGAGAAAAAUGUGAAAUGCUGAAUAAGAAAUAAUCAAAGAUAUGGAUGUGUUUUUCCUUUAAUUAAGAGGUACUUUAAUGUUUGCUAGUGCUGUGGAGUUUGUAAACUGCAGGCCUGUGAUAUUAAAAAAAGCUAUUUAUAGCUUAUUUUAACAAUUUUUUUCUGCGUAUUAUUCUGAUGAAUAUAUCAAAUCUGAUGAUUUAUGGUAGAAACCAAAUGUUUGUGCCUCAUGAACGUAUACUACUAUGAUGGGCACUUACCUCUGAUUGUCAGCCUAAAUCUCUGAGUUUUGUUUUGGUUUUGCUUUGAGAUGUUUGCCUGGUUUACUCCACUGAGAUGAGUGGAGGGAAACAGCCAGUAGGUGAUGAUGAAAAGACCUGCAACACGUGUCGUUUCUACGUGGUAGAAAGGAUUUCUGUUAUGGAAGUUGUAUCAAUAUUAUAUUCUAUGUGUAUUUAAAGGAAUAAAACAAUUUCAAAACA
Molecule: messenger RNA, 2914 nt
Organism: Melanotaenia boesemani (Boeseman's rainbowfish)
Lineage: Eukaryota; Metazoa; Chordata; Actinopteri; Atheriniformes; Melanotaeniidae
Gene: lmbrd1
Product: LMBR1 domain containing 1
Exons: 16
Coding region: 22-1644 (540 amino acids)
Biological process (GO): protein localization to vacuole
Cellular component (GO): vacuolar membrane
Source: RefSeq, a predicted model, not a curated record